AUGACGGUGCCCACUGAAAACACAGAUGGAGAAGAGAGCCUGACCUCAUCCAAGCAGCAGCAACGACAAUCGGGAGACAAACACAUGGAACCUCUGGGGACUGAUGAUGACUUCUGGGGCCCUUCAGGACCUGUGUCUACUGAGGUGGUUGACAGAGAGAGGAACCUGUACCGAGUGCGAUUGCCCAUGGCUGGUUCCUACCACUGUCCCAGCACAGGACUCCACUUCGUGGUGACAAGGGCAGUGACAAUCGAGAUUGAAUUCUGUGCCUGGAGCCAAUUCCUGGAUGAGACUCCCUUGCAAGACAGUCACAUGGUGGCUGGACCUCUGUUUGACAUCAAGGCUGAGCAAGGAGCUGUGACUGCAGUGUACCUCCCUCAUUUUGUGUCCCUCCAAGAGGGAAAGGUGGACAGCUCCUUGUUCCAUGUUGCCCACUUCCAAGACCAUGGGAUGGUCCUAGAAACGCCAGCAAGGGUGGAACCGCACUUCGCAGUACUGGAAAACCCAAGCUUCUCCCCUAUGGGAGUUCUACUGAGAUUGAUUCCUGCUGUGGGACACUUCAUCCCCAUCACUUCCAUCACAUUGAUCUACUAUGACCUGUAUCUCGAGGACAUCACCUUUCACCUUUACCUGGUCCCCAAUGACUGCACUAUUCGGAAGGCCAUUGAUGAGGAAGAAAUGAAGUCUCAGUUUGUGCGCAUAAACAAGCCACCCCCAGUAGAUGCUCUUUAUGUUGGUUCCCGCUAUACGGUGUCUAGCCCCAAAGAGGUGGAAAUUCGCCCAGAGGUAACGAUACUACCGGAAAUUGAAGAUGACCGUGAGUUAGUAGACUCAGAGGACACAGUUAGAGACGUAUUUGCGCGAAGCUUGUCAAAUGCAUCUUUCAAAGGCACUUGGAUUGCUUCAGUUCAAAUGUUGGAAAUGAUGGGUCGCUGGGGGUGGGGACAGGGCCUAAAGCCUCCGCAUCACCGCCUGAAGCGCUUCGAGGAUGAGAUUAUAGAGGACCUCCAUGAAGCUGGCUGUUCUUCUGAUCGUACUCCAAGGGGAGGCCAGGUCACCAGCAAGGACGCUCACUCUUUUCAGUAG
Rattus rattus (black rat) is the source of this 1086-nucleotide messenger RNA. Its product is annotated as NACHT, LRR and PYD domains-containing protein 1a-like. Gene Ontology annotation, cellular component: canonical inflammasome complex. Lineage: Eukaryota; Metazoa; Chordata; Mammalia; Rodentia; Muridae. The transcript is spliced from 7 exons. Bases 1 to 1086 code for a protein of 361 amino acids. The record is from RefSeq and is a predicted model, not a curated record.